GUUAAGAGUUUGAUAUGAUUCAGUGAACAAAUAUAUUGAAAGAAUAUUAAAUAACUUAGAUUGCAUUAGCACCGAAGUGCAUUUUUAAUCUGGUUGGGUAACAUUAGAUUUGCUACAAUCUGGAAUUCAGUUUGGAUUACUACGGUCAAUACCUAAUGGAGAAAAUAAUAUCAAAUGUUGAAGAUUUUAUUAUCCGAGUUGAAAACGCGAGUGAUCCUCGGGUAAAAGAUUGGCCACUUGUUCAGAGUAUUUGGUGUCCAGUUCUUGCAGUCAUGUGUUAUAUCGUAGUCGUAAUUCUUGGGCCAAGGAUAAUGAAAAAUCAACAGGCAUUUCAACUGAGAGUUACUAUGAUUCUAUACAACUUCUUAGCAAUCGUUAGCAGUGGAUACAUGUUUAUAAAGCUUUUAGUCAGUACCGUGCAAGCAAAUUACAGUUUCAUCUGCCAAGCCGUGGACUACUCGAUUGACAAGCCAAUAGAAAUUGAGAUUGCAAGAAUCAUUUGGUUGCAUUAUUUGUCAAAAUAUUUUGAAAUGCUUGACACGGUAAUUUUCAUUCUGCGCAAAAAAGAACGCCAGAUUUCAUUUCUUCAUGUGUACCAUCAUUCCUCUGUACUUAUCUUAUGGUGGAUAGCUGCAAAGUGGAUUCCUGGAGGAUCAUCAUUCGUUCCAGCCAUAAUAAAUUCCUUCGUUCAUGUGGUUAUGUAUACUUAUUAUGGACUUAGUAUGUUCCCUUCAUUGCGAAAAUAUCUCUGGUGGAAAAAAUAUUUAACACAACUUCAAAUGAUCCAAUUUUGCUUCAUUUUUUUUCAAUCGAUCUUUGUUGUGGCAACUGACUGUAGUUCUAUCUAUCCGCCAUGGAUGCUUAUUGUAGCGAUAUUUUACAUGAUUACAAUGUUGUUGCUGUUUGGAAAGUUCUAUUUAGCCGCUUACAUCUCACCUAAAACGAAAAUAAUGAAAGCAGAAGAAAAUGGCUAUGUAAAAGACUAUGAAAGAAAAAAACUGUUGUAAACAGCUAGGUCAAUAUAUUUAGCAAUAACCCUGCUCUAAUGCAAAUUUAAUAAGUUUAGUAUACGACAAUUAAUAAUGAUUACAUUAGAAGUGAAAAUAAUAUACACUUAUAAUCCUGAGCCUGAGGGAAAUACUGAGUUUUGUUUUCCCAAGUUCCUUGUUAUAUAGGAACGUGAAAAACACACAUACCAUACACAACAAUUUUGCAACACUCGUUGCGAACCAUUGAACAGAUCGCUGAUCAAAGCAAAAUAUUCGUUUUUUACUUUUUGAAUCUCUUUUGGUUUGCUGAUCAAAGAACGUACGUUUCAAACAUUAAAGUUUAUU
Messenger RNA from Dendronephthya gigantea, 1334 nucleotides. Its product is annotated as elongation of very long chain fatty acids protein 4-like. Gene Ontology annotation, biological process: fatty acid elongation, saturated fatty acid; fatty acid elongation, monounsaturated fatty acid; very long-chain fatty acid biosynthetic process. Gene Ontology annotation, molecular function: fatty acid elongase activity. The coding region runs from base 156 to 1007 and encodes 283 amino acids. Lineage: Eukaryota; Metazoa; Cnidaria; Anthozoa; Malacalcyonacea; Nephtheidae. The record is from RefSeq and is a predicted model, not a curated record. The transcript is spliced from 8 exons. Gene Ontology annotation, cellular component: endoplasmic reticulum membrane.